This is a messenger RNA of Hibiscus syriacus, 570 nucleotides long. RefSeq lists its product as uncharacterized. The record is from RefSeq and is a predicted model, not a curated record. NCBI's taxonomy places the organism in Eukaryota, Viridiplantae, Streptophyta, Magnoliopsida, Malvales, Malvaceae. The transcript has a single exon. The coding region runs from base 55 to 492 and encodes 145 amino acids.
UAUUUUUCAUCUUUCCUACCUGAUUUGUUCUUCUCCUUUGCUUCACAUCUGAAAAUGGGUAAUUGCUUUACGAGCAACAAAAUCGUAUCAGAACAGGAUGACCCUCAAAGCCGCAUCAACGAAGCUAAUGAAGCCAUCAAAGAAACGGGAAAUAGUACAAUUUCCAACAUGGAAGGAGCUGCCGAGGGAUCUGAUGGGGUUAACAUGAAGAUGAAGAAGGUGGUGAGGUUCAAAUUAAACGACGAUGGAUCGGGCGAAGAAACCGAGUCCAAGAAUGGGGCUGUGAGAAUAAGACUUGUGGUGACUCAGGAAGAGUUGAAGCAGAUUAUUUUGAGUUCUGGGAAAGAUUUGAAGCAGCCUUCAAUGGAGCAGUUGACGAGAGUUUUGAAACUGAGAGGUGCUAGGGUUUCUGGAGAUGGAAGAAGAAGCGAUGGUGGUGAGUUUCUUGGAGGUUGGAGGCCGGCAUUGGAGAGUAUUCCGGAGGAACAUUAACAAAUAUAUAUAUGAAACUGUGUUGUUUAACUUACUGUAGUUUUUUGUCCUCAUUAACUCAUCUUCCUUAUUGUAAAG